GAAUCACUGAGGGUACAAAUGGAAAGGGAGGGGCAGAAGUGAAGGCUUAUAUUUCCUUUUGAAGGACAGCAGCUUCAGUCUAACCUGCCACCUUGCCCUCGUCAACACCUGAAAGCAGCUAAAGCCGUGUUUGGCAUGAAGAUGAGCGCCCUCAGCGCCGCGAACACCGAGUUCUGUCUCGAUGUGUUCAAACAGCUGAACAGCAACAACACCAGCGAGAACCUCUUCUUCUCCCCACUGAGCCUGUUUUACGCUCUCAGUAUGAUCCUCCUUGGCGCCAGAGGGAAGAGCGCAGGGCAAAUCGAGAAGGUGCUCCACUACAAUCAGUUCUCAGGAUUCUCAAAACCAGAGCUGAAGGGGCCGGCUGAGUGCAGCCAAGCCCGAGGGAUACACUCAGAGUUUGCGGUCCUGCUCUCCCAGAUCAACCCGCGGAACUCCGAUUACACGCUCAGCAUCGCCAACCGACUGUACGGGAAAAAGGCCAUGACCUUCCACCGGCAAUAUUUAAGGUGUUCUGAGAAACUGUACCAAGCCAGGCUGCAAGCUGUUGAUUUUGAACUGUCUACGGAAGAGACGAGAAAAAGUAUCAAUGCUUGGGUUGAAAGUAAAACUAAUGGAAAAGUCACCAACCUCUUUGGUGAGGGCACCAUAGACCCAUCCUCAGUCAUGGUCCUAGUGAGUGCCAUAUAUUUCAAAGGACAAUGGCAAAAUAAAUUUGAUGAACAAGAGACGGUGAAGACCCCCUUUCAGUUGAGUGUGGGUAAAAGCGUACCGGUAGAAAUGAUGUAUCAGAGUGGAGUAUUUAAAUUGGCCUUCAUCAAGCAACCACAGAUGCAAGUUCUUGAGCUGCCGUACGUCAACAACAAAUUAAGCAUGAUUAUUCUGCUUCCAGCGGGCAGAGGUAAUCUAGAGCAGAUAGAAAAGCAGCUGACCGCGAGGACGCUGAAAGAGUGGACCAGCUCUUCCAACAUGGUGCAAAGGGAAGUGGAGGUUCACAUCCCCAAACUCAAACUGCAAAUCAAGUACGAUCUAAACACCCUGUUAAAGUCCUUAGGGAUGACGGAUAUCUUUAACUUGGCCGAAGCUGACUUCUCUGGAAUGUCACCAGACAAUGGCCUGUAUCUAUCCAAGGUCAUUCACAAGUCCUACGUGGAUGUGAAUGAACACGGCACCGAGGCCGCCGCAGCCACCGGGGAGAACGUUGCUGUCAAAAGACUCCCCUUCCGGGAUCAGUUCGUGGCGAAUCACCCCUUCUUGUUCUUCAUCAGGCAUGUGUGCACCGACACAAUUCUCUUCGCCGGCAAGUUUGCCUCCCCAUGAGCAGCGGAGCCGCAGAGUUCAGAGUCACCUGGGAACUCACGGGGACUCCAGUUGCUUAUUCUCAAAAUUGAUCCGUGACCCUCCUGAGCUUGUCCCAUGAGCUAGCGGACCUAAGACGGUGGCAGCCAUGGGGGAAAGACACGUUUCUACAAAAGCUUUCCUGGCUGCCUUACUUUAGAGGCCUCAUUUGAGUGUUGUCUGUGUGACACAACUAAGCAAAUAAGGGGGAAAAGAAUUAAAGGAUUUCAUUCUUUUGAUUUGGCUCUGUUGAGCAGCUAGCUUGUGAAUCAGGAAGCACACGCCUUCAGCAAACCAGAUGAAGGGAAUCUCCUUUGGCUUUCUUGCCUUGUUCAAAUAUAAUUGUAUGGAUUUUAGCUCAGAUAUCUGUAUUGACCAUAAUAAAUGCAUACGAUGUCAUAAA
Molecule: messenger RNA, 1741 nt
Organism: Jaculus jaculus (lesser Egyptian jerboa)
Lineage: Eukaryota; Metazoa; Chordata; Mammalia; Rodentia; Dipodidae
Gene: Serpinb11
Product: serpin family B member 11
Exons: 8
Coding region: 136-1320 (394 amino acids)
Biological process (GO): negative regulation of endopeptidase activity
Molecular function (GO): serine-type endopeptidase inhibitor activity
Source: RefSeq, a predicted model, not a curated record